UUAAAAAUAAUUUAAAAAUUCGUGUUGAUGUUUCCAAUAUUCAUCAUUCUCAUACAUCAUGUGACUCUGUCUCCUCUUUUCAAGAUCUCAUUUCCCUUCUUCACUUCCUGCAAAUUUCUCUUCAAAAUCUUCAUUCACAUAAGUAUUCAUGUAAGUGUUCUUUUCAGAAAAAAUCCAAUACAUAAUAUUAGAACUAACGUAUACUUGAUAGCCGUGCAGAGACAUCAGAUAUAGACGCCAGGUAAAAUUCUCGCCCAACAGGCUAAUUGAAAAAGAAAUAUUGUAACUAACUAUACUAAGGCUUCUGUGAAACUGUGACACGUGUCAUAUAUCAAGAUUUUUAUAUAAUAUGAAUAUGAAUUUCAUUUCAUAUGAGUUUGGUUUCAUUAAAUUAUAUGUGUUGUAAUUAGGUAUGCUUUUCUGUCAAUUUUCUGUUAACUGGUUGGUGGCUGAAAAUUUAAUUUUCAACUUUAUUAAGUGUAACAGAUCAAGUAGUUCAGAUUCACUGUUUCAAAAUUUAUGGUGGAAAUAGAAACCUUUUGUAGCUAAAUUAAGUUUCUGACAAAGAUACAAAGAUGGAGAAAAGGAAGAAUAUUGUGCAGUAUAGGGAGAGAUUGGAUAAGACUCUUACCUCAUUUGAUCUUACAGAUGAGCAGAAACUUAAAUCGCUUGUCGAUAGGCAAGUUCGUCGUGAUUCGCAAUUAGAGAUCGAAUUGGAAGGUUAUGCGGAGAAGCUGGAAAUUAAGACUUCUGAGUUAUCGAAUUUUCUUGAUAUGAUGAGAAGUGCUUCUGCAGAUGAGAAUGGAGGAUCUAGUACAUCCGGCACUGAUUGGAAAUUGAAACAAGAUAACGAGGAAUUCCGCGUUAUGUACCGCGUAGGACCAGAGGGAACUCCCUAUCAUACAUUGCUGGUUGAAGGCUAUGUAGAAGGACCUGUUGAUGUUUCUCUAUGCCUUUCAUGGGAAUCAGCCCUUUAUAAGAAAUGGUGGCCUCAGUUUACGAUUCCGACUUUCAAAGUUACUGCAUCUGAUCGUUUGCAAAAGGUUCAAACUGGUGAACAAAUUGCGCUAGUAAGGAUGAAGCCCCCAUGGCCACUGUCUGCAAGGGAGGCUAUAGUUCAUUACUAUCUCUUUGAGUACUUUCAAGAUGACUUGAUAGUUGUUCUUUUGAAAUCGGUCACGGAGUCAGAGAAAGUUAAUGAGACUAUUGAUGGUUUCAACAAUGAUGUGAUUCCAGAAGCAAAUGGUGUUGUGAGAAUUGAUGUGGUGGGAGGUUAUGUUUUACAAAAAGUGACUUCUGAAAGAAGUUAUUUUCGGACGAUAGCAAAUUUGGAUAUCAAGGUGGAUUUUAUGCCUCCUUCUCUUGUAAAUUUCAUUUCAAGGCAACUUAUCGGCAGCGGUUUCAGACUUUAUCAGAAGGCUGUGGCCUCUAUGAUGAACAAUGACAAAGACUUCAGCAAGGCCUUGACAGAUUCGUUGUAUGUUAGAAUUCGCGAAGCUCUAUAUAGUAGUAACCCUGAAUCAAAUGCUAUGGGCGAGGAGGAGCUUAAGCAAGUUGCAAGCGUUCUUCCUGCUGAAGAGCUUAUUCAAAGUAAGCAAGAUAGCGAAAAAGAUAUAUCUCGGGAGGAUAGAAGAAGCAACCAAAAUGCAAAUAGUUACACCGGUGAGAUUUUAGAUGCUGGUUCUGAAGAGACAGUGCAAAGUGAGAAGGAUAUCAACAAAGUACAUGAAAUUCCAAUUGGGGAAGAUGGCUCGUCUUUUGUACUAAAGGGCAAUAAGAUUUCUGAGAUUGUCGACGCAGAUAGCGAAGAGAUUGUUGUAGAAGCAAAUAUUGAAGAGAUUGUACAAAUCGAAAACAAUAUGAAUAAAGAACAUGAGAUUUCAAUUGAGGAUGAUGAUUCAAGAGAUGUACAGAAAAGAAAAAACAAUGUUUAUAUUAAUUCAAAUGUAAAACAGGCUUUAGAAACAUUAGAAAGGGCGAUUUCAGCUGUUCGGAAAUACGGAUUUCAUUCGCGCAGAUUCUCUUUUACCUUUGCUAAUGAAGCGUCCGCCUGCAAAGAAAAGGGCGAUGAAGUUGAUCAAUAUUCUGCAAAACUUUUUCAACCAUCUGCGAAAAAUGAUACCAGUAUACUAUGCGAAAGCUCAGAUGACCUCUACGAAAUCCAAAACAUCAGGCACACCGGAACAGGUCCUAACUUAAAGGAAGUAAAUUAUAACAAAGUAGUACUGGCUUUACCGAAUCAAAAUCUUUUGAGACCAAUCGAAGCAAGUCAGGUUGAUUCAUAUUCUUUGAAAACUGAGACAACACUGGACCAGAUUUUAUGCGAUAACAAGGAAUAUACAGGACCAGAUAUGUCUUCAGAUGAUCCAAUAAAAUCAAGCAGGCAGAAAAAAAUAAACAACCUUGUAACUCAAGGUAUCUCUUCAGAUGUACCUAAACAGUUAAAAAAGAGGAAAAAUUAUAGAUACUGUUGUUUUUUGCAUUAGUACUGAAGAUUUUUGGGUACUUAAAAGUUUCUUGCUAACUUGCAACCCAAGAAAGACUCAGCAAUUUUUACAUCCUUUAUAUAAUAGUCAUAUAUGUAUGUUGGAUUAGUGUUGGUAA
Molecule: messenger RNA, 2604 nt
Organism: Vicia villosa (hairy vetch)
Lineage: Eukaryota; Viridiplantae; Streptophyta; Magnoliopsida; Fabales; Fabaceae
Exons: 11
Coding region: 576-2486 (636 amino acids)
Source: RefSeq, a predicted model, not a curated record